AGCUGUGGUUCAGUUCCUUUGGUUGUUUGCGUUUGGACUUUUUGCCACUGACAUAUUUGUAAACGCUGGCCAGGUUGUGACAGGGAACCUGGCUCCCUACUUCCUGACUGUUUGUAAACCCAACUACACUGGAAACGACUGUCGGGCCCACCACCAGUUCAUAAACAACGGCAACAUCUGCACUGGGGAUGUGGAGGUGAUUGAAAAGGCAAGGAGAUCCUUUCCAUCCAAACAUGCUGCUUUGAGCAUCUACUCAGCUUUAUAUGCCACGAUGUACAUCACAAGCACAAUUAAAACAAAGAGUAGCAGGCUAGCCAAACCUGUGCUGUGCCUGGGCACCCUGUGUGCUGCGUUCCUCACCGGGCUAAACCGAGUGUCUGAGUAUCGGAACCACUGCUCGGACGUGAUCGCAGGCUUCGUCCUGGGGAGUGCUGUAGCUUUGUUUCUGGGGAUAUGUGUUGUCCAUAACUUUAAAGGCACUCAUGGAGCUCCUUCUAAACCGAAGCCUGAAGACCCACGAGGAAUGCCACUAAUGGCUUUUCCAAGAGUGGAAAGUCCUCUGGAGACACUGAGUGCACAGAAUCACUCUGCCUCCAUGACUGAAGUAACCUGAGAUCGAAGAUUGGCAACUGAAGCUAUUUUUUAUUACCCUCCAGUACAGUACUCCAAGACACACAGUUACUAAAUGUCUAACUGUGAUGACCAGUAUUAUGUUAUGUCUAGUUAGAGGCUAAUGUUUUGUACUUUUUUUGUAUGAGGAAGUGAUGUAGCUUGCCCUGAUUUUUUGUCAGCUUUAAUAUUAUUAUG
This is a messenger RNA of Merops nubicus (carmine bee-eater), 807 nucleotides long. RefSeq names its product lipid phosphate phosphatase-related protein type 1 (gene PLPPR1). Gene Ontology annotation, biological process: signal transduction; phospholipid metabolic process; phospholipid dephosphorylation. The record is from RefSeq and is a predicted model, not a curated record. Gene Ontology annotation, molecular function: phosphatidate phosphatase activity. The transcript has 5 exons. The annotation marks the transcript as partial. Lineage: Eukaryota; Metazoa; Chordata; Aves; Coraciiformes; Meropidae.